Messenger RNA from Hyposmocoma kahamanoa, 1666 nucleotides. RefSeq lists its product as uncharacterized. The record is from RefSeq and is a predicted model, not a curated record. NCBI's taxonomy places the organism in Eukaryota, Metazoa, Arthropoda, Insecta, Lepidoptera, Cosmopterigidae. The transcript is spliced from 9 exons. Bases 1 to 909 code for a protein of 302 amino acids.
AUGAAGAUCUCUUCUAGUUAUGUAUUCCACGGAGCAGCUAGGCUGAUCCAAGCAGGCUCCGGGUCCAACAACCCUCAGAACGGACACACAGCUUCCCGACGAUCUUUCAACGCUGAUAUCACUAAGGAGACGAAAAACAAUAUGGAUCACUACGCCUCUUACGCCGGUGUCCAGUAUUCCCCUCUUGACAUGGCAGAAUAUGUAUUCUGGACUGGCGACGAGCGCGGGGUCACUACGGCUAUUGAAGACUUCCUUCAGGACGGAUUGAUGAGCAAGGAAGAAGCAAUCGCUUUCUUACAAGAAAUAAAGUUCAACAUCGAUUACCUUCGAGCGCAUUACGCGCAGAACAUGAAAGCUGUGGAAGAAAACGCUCAGCAGGAGAAACUAAGAAGUAUGCUCUUGGAACAGGCUAAUGCUAAGGAGAAUAGUAGUAACUGCGUUAUAGGGCCGUUUUACAUAUAUUUCCUGGUACGAAAUAAGUGCCCUUGUGAACUUACUUUUUCUAGAAAUUCACUCAAGUUCAUCUUAACAAAGAUAGAUGCCUCAAAGAUGUACAGACAUGGGAAGAUGAUGUUCUCCCAAUCUCUUUCACGAGACCCGGCGUCGGCCCGCGCAGCAACACAGCGAUUCAUGGCUUUCCUCGAAUUAGAAGCCGAAAGGGGACAGCUCUCGAGGUCUAUUGAGAAGAAAGUACUGGAUGUGAUGAUUGCAGCACUCACGGAUACUAUUGGUGAUCAUCCAGAACUUCUACAGGCUCGAGAUGGCUUUGGACUCCCUGCUAACAGACUUAUGCGCCAAUUCCUGGAGGCGGGUUCAUCAGAACCAGGCAUGUCGCGAGCUAUCCUAGCUGCUUACAAAGACGAGUUGCUGAAAGGACCACACAAAUUCGCCUUUCCCGAGAGAAAUUAAACCAUUCCUUCGAGAUUAUUUUAGUUUUGAAACUUUCCUGGCUAAUGUCCCGUUAUUUGACGUAAGGUCCUAGUACUGGCAAGUCAUGGUUUUGAAUGAUGACGUAAUUAAUAGGUUACAGUUUCUGCCAUUGAUGAUCCUUCGAACCGGAUACAAAAAUGUGUAUAAUAAAAUCAUAGUAGCAGAAAUUGUCUUCGUACGCGAAACAAAGCUUUCUGAAAGCUGGACUUUUGGAACACGUAUUAGGUAUUUAAUAUGUCCUGCUAAGAAUGUUUAUUACGCAUGCUUUGAAUGAAUUGUCUUUUAACUGGUGGAGUUCAAUUUGUAUGAAGCUUUGAAAACAAACCCAUAGCCGAAUUUAUAUUGAGUAGGGCUUAUUAUAAGUGCGUAGAAGCAUUUUAAGAUUUUGUAGCAAGUUAAUCUGUAUAAUUUUAGGGAUUAUUACAUAGUUGUUUGUCUAGUUAUAUACAGUUUCAUUGUUUUUAAGGGCUAAACUAUGAAGGCAGCUCGUAGAGUGUAGAAAACUUUGUCCUUACAAAAUAAUGAAAUUGUUUUAAGUAUUUUAAACCAAUCGUAAAUGCAUGCUUGACACUUCCUCUGUCGCCUUUAGUUCAAAUUGUGUACCAGGGGUCGAUUCAGAACUUUACGAUAACUCAGUUGUCGACCGAUUUCUUUUCAUUUUUAUUCGCAACAUCCGAAUCAAAAAUCAAACCGUCGUAUUCGAAAUCGAACCGGAAUGACGUCACAAAAAAUGAAA